GCCCCAACACACAGCUGUGAGAGCAGAGAGCGAGAGAAAUCAGCACGGGGGAAAGAUCGCAAUGAGCGGAGAGAGGCAGUGUAGAGGGAGCCCAGCGGCGUGAGCAACAGAGCUGAGCUGGAUCUAAACACAAGAGGAUUUAAUAGAGAGAGAGAGAGAGAGAGAGAGAGAGAGAGAGAGAGAGAGAGAGAGAGAGAGAGAGAGAGAAGCCAGCGAAAGAAGAUCCUUGCAUUUCGGCUUCCAAAGGACAAUCUCUGCGGUUCAGGACAGAGUAAGUGAAACAGAAGAAUUGAACCAGAGCGGGAGCAUCUGAAAGACAAGGAGUGUGUGUGUGUGUCUGUGUGUGUGUGCGCACACGUGUGUAAUGGCCGUGGAGGUUCUUUGGACGACCACGCGCGUCUGUGCCUUCCCAAAGAGUGAGGAGGGCUAGGGACCCCAGCAGCUCUCGAAAUCUCAAAAACUACAUACACGAACAAGAAUGAGCGGAGAUGUUCUCUAGCUAACCUCUCCUAGCACACGAGUCUCCUUGCAUGCGAUUGUGUGCGCGCGCGCGUUAGAGAGUGAGCGGAGCAGCAGGCGUGGGGAGCACAUGGCCGUGGGCAGACUGGUGGUUCUGGCGGCCGGCGCCGCGCUGCUCUCCCUGCUGCUCAACGCCACGGCGGCGCUCAGCUCCGGCUGGGUCCUGCAGGUACUGGAGGACGGACGCAAACGCAGCGUGGGCCUCUGGACCGUGUGCGAAAGCGCCGACGCCGACGCGCACGCACGCCCACGUGCGCGCGUGCCCUGCCAGACGCUCGGCUGGGGAGCAGACCUCGCCGGGUAUCAGGAGUCACGCAGCACCGUCAAACUUCAGUUUGACAUGAUGCGGGCAUGCAACCUGAUGGCAACAGUGGCUCUGACAGUGGGUCAGCUGAUCUUCCUGUUGGGGGUUCUGAAGAUAAACCGAAUUACCCAUGAUUCUCAGUGGUGGGAGGAGGCCAUUGCCGCCCUGUUUCAGCUGGCCAGUUUCGUGCUGGUGAUUGGGCUGGUGGCCUUCUACAGGAUCGGCCCAUACACACACCUCUCCUACUCCUGCUACAUCAACAUCACUGCCUGUCUGCUUGCCACGCUUGCCGCUGCCAUGCUCAUAUGGAACAUUCUACAUCGCCGUGACGACUGCCUGUCUCCGCCGGUCAUCGUCAUCAGCCGAUCUCUGGCGAUGCCUUUCAGACCACGCCUGGACAACGACUACGUGGAGUCCCCAUGCUGACACACGCACUCACACAAACACACACACACACACGCACGCACGCGCCCACAAAUGCACAGAAAUUCACACACGC
Electrophorus electricus (electric eel) is the source of this 1322-nucleotide messenger RNA. It is a transcript of the gene tmem204, whose product is annotated as transmembrane protein 204. The record is from RefSeq and is a predicted model, not a curated record. Lineage: Eukaryota; Metazoa; Chordata; Actinopteri; Gymnotiformes; Gymnotidae.